Molecule: messenger RNA, 1963 nt
Organism: Paralichthys olivaceus (Japanese flounder)
Lineage: Eukaryota; Metazoa; Chordata; Actinopteri; Pleuronectiformes; Paralichthyidae
Product: olfactomedin-4-like
Biological process (GO): signal transduction
Source: RefSeq, a predicted model, not a curated record
UGUUCACAACCUGCUUCUACAGCGAGACAGUAACAUCAAAACUGCUCAGGGCCAGUUUCAUUAAGUUUUGGUCUUCACUCCACUAUGAUGUUGUAUAUCUUUGUGCCACUGUGUGCUCUGUUCACUUUCAGCCAACAGGUGACUUCAGCAGAAAAAUGUGUGUGUGAGUUGACUAAUUCUGAGCAGGCAUUCCCUCAUGACGAACUCAGCGCAGUGGAGGACAAUGCAUCAGAAUGCAACAGUGAGAUUACCGCCAGGAAGACUCUAGAGCUGGACAGUCUGCUGCUGGGUUUGGACCGACGUCUCCCCCAGCUGCUGGAAGACGUGUCGAUGCUGGAGAGAGAGGAUGACCAAGAUCUUUAUGGGGUUCUCAGCCUGCAGGUAAUAGAGAAUGAAUUGAAGGACAUCAAACAGCUCAUGGACAAGCUGAAUAGCACCACCAUGAGAGACCAGCAUCUCACCAUUGGCGCCACGAAACAGCUUGAAGAGGCGAAAGCAGAGAUGCAAGAGCUGGAAAAGUACGACACUAUGCAGGUGGUGAGGAGACAAGAAGCUAACAUGCGUUUGAAGAGAGAUCUAGACCAGUGCAAGAAUGGACAUAACCACAUCAUCCAACCCACUCAGCCCCCACGUAGGAACUGUCCACACGGUGAGUUUGUGAACAUCACUGGGCCCAGGGUGUACACAGCAGGAGAGUAUCCUGGCUCCUACAAGUAUGGCGCUUGGGGUCGGGAUCCCCAACCAGAGGUGGGAAAAGAGAACUGGUACUGGCUGGUAAUGAUGACCGCCAGCAACAGAUACUCCAACUAUGUCCGUCUGUACUCAAGCCUGAGUUCUAUCAUUGUUGGGGUUAGCGUCCCAGGGAAUGUCCUGAUCCACAGCAGUAACCCAACCACCAACACCAUCCAGGGUCCAAAUGUUGUUCUGUUUAGUGGGGCCUUAUACUACAACUGUUAUAACCAAGAUGCAGUUUGCCGAUUCAACCUCACCUCUAAAACCAUUACCACUGUAAAACUACCCAAAGGCACCAGAUUUAACUCAAAGGGAAACUUCUGCCACCUUGAUGAAUGCUACCCGUUCACCGACCUGGACCUGGCAACAGAUGAGUCUGGUGUCUGGGUGAUCUACACCACGACCCAGGACUAUGGAAACCUGGUGCUGACCAAGGUGGAGGACGAUGAGAGUCCGACACUUGGCCAAACCUGGAACACCUCGGUCUACAAGCAGGGGGUGACCAAUACCUUUAUGGCCUGUGGUGUGCUCUAUGCAACACGGUACAUCAACAAAGAAAUGGAAGAGAUCUUCUACUCGUUGGACACCGUGACAGGGGAGGAGAAAUUCAACCUUGGAAUCUUCCUCAAGAAGAUGUCCCCCAACAUAUAUUCCCUGAACUAUAGCCCUGUGGACCAGAUGCUACAUGCAUACUGUGACUCGUUCAUGGUCUCCUAUAAGGUUUUGUUUGAAUGAAUGAAUAAUACAUUUUGCCUACUUCUGCAUUUGCAUAAGAGAUUAAGUAAAAGUUGCCUGUGCCAACCAUGUCCCAAUAAUGUAGAUUUGACUAAUUACUAAGAGUUUCUACUAAUUUGCUUUAUGAAGUGUACAAUGUAUUGUCAUGUCCUUACCACUGGAUAAAAACAGAAAAUGUCAGAGUGGAGUGAUACAAAUAAUGUAGAGAGUAAAUCCACUGAAACAUUCAUGUGAGGUCUUGACCAAACCUACCUGCUGCAACAUCAACAGUUCCCAAAAUGCUUCUAUACGACACCUUUCCUUCCACUGUCAAACAUAUGAGAACAGUUUACUAUUUACACUGUUAGUACAAAUGCAAGUGUGUAUUAUGUAAAAAAACUGAGGGACAAAUGGAUUGGACAAAUUGGUAUUUGUAGCUAUUUGCUAAUAUAAUUACAUUUAACAUGACUCUCUCCCAAUAUUUUUUUUUCCAGAAAAUGUUUUGAUUAAAAGUUCU